Molecule: messenger RNA, 1692 nt
Organism: Polychytrium aggregatum
Lineage: Eukaryota; Fungi; Chytridiomycota; Chytridiomycetes; Polychytriales
Exons: 11
Coding region: 1-1446 (481 amino acids)
Biological process (GO): mRNA processing; spliceosomal complex assembly; protein deubiquitination
Molecular function (GO): cysteine-type deubiquitinase activity; zinc ion binding
Source: RefSeq, a predicted model, not a curated record
AUGGUCGACGCAUCAGAGCCCGCGGAACAGAAGCGCCCCCAGCCCGAGGACCCGGACGACGAUGCGCCUGUUGUCGCCAAGCGGCCGAGACAGGCGCCUGCCAAACCCAUCAAGGGUCUGUUUCUCGACACUGUCAACAGGCACAUGCUUGACUUUGAUUUCGAGAAGCUGUGCUCUGUAUCGCUCUCCAACCUCAAUGUCUAUGCCUGCCUCGUCUGUGGCAGGUAUUUCCAAGGACGGGGCAAGGCGUCGCACGCCUACUUUCACAGCCUGCACGAGGAUCACCAUGUCUUUAUCCAUCUCGAGAACCUCAGGAUAUAUAUCCUGCCAGAUGGGUACGAAGAGACAGAGGCGUCUCUCAACGACAUCAAGUACGUCUUGAAGCCUACCUUCACCAAGGAGCAGAUUCAGUCGCUCGAUAGCUCCGAAAGGUACUCCUACGAUUUAAACAACAAGCCAUAUCUCCCAGGGUUUGUCGGACUCAACAACAUCAAAGCCAACGACUAUGUCAACACCGCCAUUCACGCCCUGGCACAUAUCAAACCGCUGCGAGACUUUUUCCUCCUCGGGGAUUUGCCGGAAAGCUCGGAGCUUGCCCGGAGAUUUGGCAUUCUUGUCCGGCGAAUCUGGAAUCCUCGAGCCUUCAAGGGCCAAGUGAGCCCCCACGAAUUCUUGCAGGAAAUGGCGAACUCGAGUCAAAAGAGGUUUACUCUGACCAAGCAGAUGGACCCCAUCGACUUUAUAGUCUGGUUCCUCAACACACUCCACACCGAUCUCGGCGGCAAGAAGAGCGGUAGUAAAAGCAUCGUGCACAAUACUUUCCAGGGUCAGCUCCGGAUCGAAACCCAAGAGAUCGUGGCAAGCGAAGACAACAGUCAAGCAAAGGUCUUUGACCUCAACCGAGAGAUCAAAGUAUCGCAUGUGCCCUUCAUGUUCCUGACACUGGACCUGCCGCCGCCUCCGUUGUUCCAAGACGAAAUCGAAAAGAACAUUAUCCCGCAAGUGCCUCUGUCGAUGCUCAUUCAGAAAUAUGAUGGCGUCGCUGGACAGGAGCAAGGUAAAACGCUGAGGCGCUUCAAGAUCACCAAGCUCCCUCAAUUCUUGAUCUUCCAUAUAAAACGAUUUACAAAGAACAACUGGGACCUCGAAAAGAACCCAACGAUCGUCACAUUUCCGAUCCGAAACGUCGAUAUGAGCGAGUGCUACGAAGGAGAUACCGGUGUUGAAACUCGAUACGAUCUUGUGGCGAACAUCUGCCACGAGGGCAAGCCGGGCUCGGGCAGUGGAACAUACAAGGUGCAUGUGUAUUGCAAAGGCAAGGAUCAGUGGUUCCAAAUUCAAGACCUGAUCGUCGAAGAAAUCAUGCCGCAGAUGAUUUUCCUGUCGGAGUCGUAUAUCCAGGUAUGGGGCCGCCGAGAACCCGAAGGCGAAGACAUGUCCCACUGAUCCCGAACGAACCCAGUCAGGCCUGGCCGGUCGCCGAGCACUGCUUGCCAGGAACACGUAUGCCGGACUUUUCGAUUGUGCUGUCGUCCUGGGCCGUGCGAUUUGGUUUGAGUCCUGGCUGGCAAUCCCUUUGACUUGGUUGGUUUCAGGAGUGUGGUGCAUGUGUGGUGCAUUCACUCGACCCUCUGGACAGCCCCGUGGGUUCUCAAUAUCAAUAUACACAGCCUUCUCUUGGUUGGUCUCGUC